AUGGCGGAUAGGACGCUGGAAAAGCUCCUGAGAAAGUCUCGGUCUCUUCGCCGCGGGAGACACGGCUCUGUGGACGGUGACGGGGACGCGGACAGCAACAGCAUUGGCAGCGACAGUGUUACGCUGUCGCUGUCUCGAGGUCGCUCCAGGCGGUCCAGCGUCAGACGCAGCCACACGUCUGACAUUUUUGAGGACAGCCAGCCCGACGAUGGCACGUCUUCCGUUCACAUCGUCCGACCCGACAAAGAGGCAGAGGACGAGGAUCCCAGCCUUAUAUCCUACGACUCAGAAGAGCAUGACCUGAAGGGCGAGAGAUCACUGAGCCGAUCCUCCUCCUGCCCGCCCGUCCCACUCCAAUACGCAAUACGCCACGCGCCGCACCAGCACCUGGACCAACACCAGCACACCAGCACACCAGCACACCAGCACCAGCACCCUCCCACCGACCAAGGUGUCGGCCCUCCUGUGCCUCGUACUGAUCUUGUCCACCACAGCUCUGCUACAACACGGCCGGCCACGAUCUCUAACCACCCGUCCCAAAUCGGGUAUCUGACCACGAACUCCCCCCUCAUACAAUCCGAAUACUACCAGCAAGGCUCCCAGCCUUCUCAAGGCUCAGUCACCACGGAUCAUCUCGGAGCUUCCGACCCUUCUGGGUCACCAAACCCGGUGGGACUUGCACCUCCAGGAUCGCAGUCCAGCAGAAGGUCACCGUCGCCUGUGGGACGGCUCAAGGGUGUCUUCAGGUCCAAAAAAAGCUCCUCGAAGUUGUCCGGGGGCGGGAGUGGAGCAUCUAGCCCAGAGCGGCGGCCUUCGACUGCAGGCGCAAGGCUAUCCUCCGACAUUGCGGAUGCCCCUAAGCUUACCGAUCCUUCCAAGACCGACUUGACGACCGACUCGGACUCAGACUUGAAGAAUGCUGUCGUAGAAGCAAGGACGGAACAACAGACCAGAGGUUCAGCGGAGCGCUUUCGCCGUCUUUCUAGGGGCCAGACGGUUGUCACAAGCACGCCGCCCGGAACACCUGGUGCCUCGGAACAGGGCACUCCAGUCAUCGUCAACACACCCCCUACGCCGACCGACUCUAGCAGGCCCAAACUACCCAAGAUCCAGUCUCCGCAGCAAAACAACAGCCCUACCGAGGAUACCACGCUGAGCCAGAGACGUGGCAGAUCAGGUUCAGCAAGUUUAGUGCCUAGCAAGUUGUCCACUAUCUACUCUGCGCCACUUACACCAACCCCAGAGAACGGCAUUCCCACGCCUGCCAAUCCAGCUUCUGGUUUCUUUGGAUCUGUGCUCUCCGCCGCACAGAACGCCGCCAACACUCUCACCAGCACUAUCCAGAACACCAAUAUCAGCCCUGGUGUUACAAAAAACCGAGGCCUGAACUCGACCCAGAGCCAGCAGAGCAUCCAAGUCGAGGACGACAAAGUCGAGGUCGAGCCAUCUGUCGAGGCAUCAGUUGGCAAAGCAAUGGAGUCGCACGAGCCCGCCGUCAAGACCCUCGGCACGGGUGAUCUGAGCUUGAGCCACCUGGGCAUCGAGCCAACCAUCAGGUCAACCACACCCACAAAGCCCAAUUUCCCAGAUCAAAUCGAUGUCAACAGAUCACGAUCCGAGUCUGCCCCCGCGGAAGCGACGCCUGUCAAGACGAGCGGCGAGGUUCCGUGGGACGACACGCAGAGACCGCAGUCUGUCUAUCAGGGCUCAGAGCCGCCAUCGCACGGCGACAAGACGCCACCACCGGCCAGUUUGCACGAGGACAGCACUGGCAUUCAUCGGAGUGGCAGUAUCAGGAGCGCGAUCGGUCGCCAUAAUAGGAAACGCGGUAGCACCAACGGUACCGGGGGCACUGGGAACACGAUAGGCGCCGCUCUCGCUUCAGCUAAUGCUGCUCUGUCACAGCCCGGUAGCGUGUCGAAUGCGCCCAAACUUACUGGGUUUGCGGUCGCGAGCAAGAAGCGGAAUCGUGACUUUCAUGCGUUGUUCAAGAGCGUUCCUGACGAUGACUACCUCAUUGAAGACUAUAGCUGUGCUUUGCAGCGCGAGAUCUUGGCUCAUGGACGGCUGUAUGUGUCUGAAGGUCACCUGUGCUUUAGCAGCAAUAUUCUCGGCUGGGUCACCACGCUGGUGAUGAGUUUCGAUGAGAUUGUGUCUGUCGAGAAGAGAAGCACAGCUCUGCUGUUCAAAAACGGCCUGAUGAUCUCUACGCUUCACGCAAAACAUAUCUUCGCCAGUUUCACAAGCCGAGAUUCCACGUAUGAUCUGAUUGUGAAGAUCUGGAAGCUUGGACAUCCCGAACUGCAGAGCUCCCUGAAUGGAGUGCGUCUCGAUGAGACGGGUGGCGAUAAGACGGAGAAGGUCGACGCACAGUCCAUUAUCGGCGGCGAUCACAGUGCAUCAGUCUCCGCUGACGAGGAUGGGGACGGGGACGAGGACGAAAGUGACGACGGUGAAGAUGUGUACGACGAAGACGAGGAUGACGAUGACCUGCCUGCACCAAGCCAAGUGGCGGACCCGCCACUGCUGGAAUCUGCUCUGGAGAAAUCAGUCUCCCGCAAACCCUCGGGAGCUGUCACCGCUAGUCUACCAAACGACAAGCCAAAGGACGCGCCAGCAGGAGCACCCAGUCAAGACUUCCCUGGUCCAGCUACGCAUGCUCCCACGGACUGCGGCGACGCCGACGCGCACUACAAAAAGAUCGUGGGAGACGAUGUCAUCCCGGCCCCCCUCGGAAAGGUCUACGAUUUGAUGUUCGGUCCGACUGCAGUCACUUGGAUGUCAAAGUGGCUUACUGUAGACCAGAAAUGCACAGAUCUACAAUCGGAAGACAAGAAGGGACUCACUCUGGACAACCGAACACGCAACUACACAUAUAUCAAGCCGCUUAGUGGCUCAAUUGGCCCGAAACAGACUAAGUGUAUUGUAUCGGAAAACCUGGAGAGCCUGGAUCUCGAGAAGUCUGUCAAUAUUCUGGUUACCACGCAAAACCCAGACGUUCCUAGUGGCAACAUCUUCAGCGUAAAAACCAAAUAUUGUCUUUCUUGGGCCGAAAAUAAUGCAACUCGGGUCCAGAUCAACUGCAUUGUGGAAUGGACUGGCAAGAGUUGGCUGAAAGGCCCCAUUGAGAACGGUGCCAACGAAGGCCAGACACAAUACUGUAAGGAUCUCUUCGCAAGCCUGAAGGCAGCUGUGUCAUCGAAAGCUCGCCAGCCGCUCACCGCCGGGGCCGGAAAGGGCAAGAAGAGGGGCAAGAAGGGCAAGGCAGCCGCAGUCUCAAACGUUACUAGCGAUACCGAGGAGGUCACCAAAACUUCCUCCAAGCAGGACUGGGGCGUACUCGAGCCACUUCAUGGCCUCCUCGGCCCUGUGGUGGAUAUCGGCAAGCCAAUUCUCACAGGAAAUGUUGUUUAUGGCCUGCUUGUUGGCCUUCUCGUUGCUGCCUGGUUCGGGUUUGGGUUCAACCCAGGACCAACUGCCAGACCAUACGGUUCUGAACUUGGCUUCUAUGGCUAUCCUGAUCGUCUUGCAGCCUACGAGGAGAUGUGGCGGCGGGAGGAGAGCGAGCUUUGGGAGUGGCUCGAAGAGCGUGUCGGCAUGGACCGCUUGAACAGCGGUGAAAUGCACACACGAAAGAAGGUGGUUGAACCUCGCACUAUGGCCGAGAAGCUGAGAGAAGAUCGCAUGGAUGAGAGCGAAGUUAGGGAAGCAAUCAGGAUAACUGAGGAGAAGUUGCAGGUUCUGAAGUCGGUUGUUGGCAAGAAAAGUUAA
Molecule: messenger RNA, 3771 nt
Organism: Diaporthe amygdali
Lineage: Eukaryota; Fungi; Ascomycota; Sordariomycetes; Diaporthales; Diaporthaceae
Exons: 4
Coding region: 1-3771 (1256 amino acids)
Biological process (GO): intracellular sterol transport
Cellular component (GO): endoplasmic reticulum membrane; mitochondrion; endoplasmic reticulum-plasma membrane contact site
Molecular function (GO): sterol transfer activity; sterol binding
Source: RefSeq, a predicted model, not a curated record